CACAUCAGCAACACCAAACAGAGUCUCAACUCAACCACCAAACAAACUCUCCACUACAUCUUUUGUACGAGUGUAUUACAUUUCACCUCACUCCUCUCCAUCAAACCGAUAGAAGUCUCUCGACUCAACAAAAAAAAAAACCCAACCCCCCAAUCAUCACUCAAAAUGUCUCCCGCCUUCGCCGCCCGCAACGCUGCUCGCUUCGCUGUUCAGCGCAGACAGUUUACUCUCCUCCACAACAUGCGCAACGUCGCCCGCUCCUUCGAGCCUCAUCCCUUCCAGAGAAUGUCGCAGACUGGUGUUCACGCCAAGCCCUACUACGGUGCCAUGAUUAAGAAGCGUGCCGUCACCGCAGCAAUGUUCUUCCCCCUUGCUUUUGGCAUCCUCGGCUGGCCCUACGCAAGCAUGUUGCUUGUCGAUGGCCGUAUGUAA
Molecule: messenger RNA, 432 nt
Organism: Colletotrichum scovillei
Lineage: Eukaryota; Fungi; Ascomycota; Sordariomycetes; Glomerellales; Glomerellaceae
Exons: 2
Coding region: 166-432 (88 amino acids)
Source: RefSeq, a predicted model, not a curated record